UCGGCCUACGUGGUCGACGUGUUUCCCACGAUGCACCGCCUCUGUCUUCUCUCGCGGCUGUCGUUCUUUACCCCUUGGUGCAAUCUUGCACAGAACCCUUCUUUGGGGCGGCGGCCCCUAUUUCUUCCAGUCAGGGAAGCUUGCCGGCCAACGAUGGCCGGCCUAGUAUUUCAGUGUGUGGGCCUUGCCGGAUGUGGCUUAUUCUUUCUUUUCUUUUAUUUUCAUGAAAUCAGCGGGGGAGGAUGGGCGGGUUGUGUUUCCACAGAACACCACUCAAAGAAACAGUUAGCGGUAUCCUAUACUGUUCUAAAUUGCUCGACAACAAAAUGAUAGAAUCAUAGAAACAUGGCACCAAACAUCAUAUAAUCAUAAAGCUAGAAGAGACCAUCCAGUCCAACGCCAUUCUGCCAUGCAAAAACAAUAUACAGUAGAGUCUCACUUAUCCAACACUCGCUUAUCCAAUGUUCUGGAUUAUCCAACUUAUUUUUGUAGUCAAUGUUUUCAAUAUAUUGUGAUAUUUUGUUGCUAAAUUCGUAAUUACUACGUAAUAUUACUGCGUAUUGAACUACCUUUUCUGUCUAAUUUGCUGUUAAACAAGAUUUUUUGGGGCUUAAUUUGUAAAAUAACCUAAUUUGCUGUUCAAAAGGCUUUUCCUUAAUGUCUCCUUAUCAUCCAACAUAUUUGCUUAUCCAACGUUCUGCUGGCCCGUUAAUGUUGGAUAAGCGAGACUAUACUGUAUCCAGAAAUAUCUGAUGCUGUAACCGAUAUAUCAUUUACCGUCCCGGAACACUAGCCAGAUGGCCCAUGAAUGGUCACAAAAGUCAUAGAAAUAUGGUCACAGAAGUCAUGGAAUAAUAGAAACAUGGUCCCUAAAGUCAUAGACUCAAAGAACCAAGUAACAGAAUCAUCCCAAAAGUCCUAGAAUCCUAAAAUGAUAGAAUCAUAGAAUCAUGGCGCCAAACAUCAUAGAAUCAUAAAGCUAGAAGAGACCAUCCAGUCCAAUGCUAUUCUGCCAUGCAAAAGCAAUAUAACACUCUUGCAGGCUUCAUCAUUACUGGAUCCGUCCUUCAGGACUUUGGCAAACGUUGGAUGUGCAAUGUUGCUAUUUCAUCCAAGGCAGAAAUUCAACUCAUUCUUGGAUGGACAAACAGAACCACAACUGCUAACGUUCCCUUAAGGCAGUGUUUCUCAACCUGUGGAUCUCCAGGUGUUUUUACCUACAAGUCCCAGAAAUCCCAGCCAUUUUACCAGCUGUUAGGAUUUCUGGGAGUUGAAGGCCAAAACAUCUGGGGACCCACAAGUCGAGAACCACUGCCUCAAGGGAGAAACUGUGGCAUUACCUCCGAAGUGAAAAAAUUGGAAAAACCCAACUCUUCCUUGAAAACCUGUGAUUGUCUAGACAUGUGGGGGUUAAAUCUAGGGCAAAGGAGGGUAAAAAUAGAUGGGAGGGUCCAAUGUGAAAGGUUUGGAACCCCUCCCCUUAUAUAUAAAACAAAGACUCCGCCUCCAAUAUGUGGCAUUCAGUGUGUGUCCACACCAGGGUAGAAUUGGCACCAUGCUCUCCAGAUCAGCCAUGCACGUGCCACAUUAUGCCCCUUCCAUGUUCAGGGAGUUUGACAGAUGGAAGGACUAUCUGAGCCUUGCGAAAGUGGUUACGGAGAUCAUCGCGGAACGCAAGAAGGUCCCAUUUCCAUCUCAGAGUUGGGACACAAUGGAGUACGACAUGCAGCUAGUCCUCAACGAGGACAACUUUGAAACAGCAUCACAAUGGGUUAAUGGAAGCAGUUCCAGCAGCAAGAGCUCCAAAGGUAGUGCCAAUGGCCAGGCUUCCCAAAACAAGGAGAUUUGCAAUUUCUGCAAACACAACGGGGAAUCCAAGCAGGUCUAUUCAUCCCACCGGCUGAAGGGGAUGGACGGCACCGUGGAGUGCCCCAUCUUGCGCAAAUACACCUGUCCGCUCUGCGGUGCCACGGGCGAAAAGGCCCAUACUUUAAAAUACUGCCCACUGAGCCAAGGGAAGAGGUCGCUGUAUCGCAAGUGCGGACGUAACUCGGCUGGACGCAAGGUGAGGAGAUAAGAAGAUCAGGAGAAGACCGAAGCAUUUAUUCUUAGUUUUAGUUUGACUUUGUAAAAGAACAACAUUUGAUUUUGAGCAUCAUUAACACUCUUUACAUUUCCUCCCACUUUGUUUCAGGUUUGGAGAAUGGAAGCCCAAUUCUCUUAGACUACAUUUGUGAGUCCAGAAAUGUUUUUUUAUGUAUAUUGUUGCCUUCUUUCACAUUUGUUGUACCUAGGUUAAUUAUAUUGUGUUUCUUUUAGAUGUGUCAGUUGCCUAGUGUGAUGACUCAUGGGCCCUGCAGUCCUAUUCCUGACAGUAUUGUGGCAGAUGAGGAGGAAAAUAUGGAGUUUUCCCCAGAUUUCCGGUCGGAGUCAGAGCCUUGGCAGCUGCCUGAAGUUCUAGUCCAAGAACCAAUUAAACCUGACCUUGGUGGGAACUCUCCCCCUUAUGGGAGAAAACAGGCUUACACGACUGAUAGAGGAUCGAGAGAAAAAUUUAGAAGUAGUGCUCGCCUUGCUGCCAAAUAUGCCACUGAUUAGAAGUAUUUCCCCUGAGAAAAUACGGGGAGUCUUGCACCUGCAAGCUGGUUUCCUUCGCUCCCUGUUCUCUAGGGAAAGUGAUUGUUGUUUGGGGAAACGAGACCCAAUAUAGGGAAAUUGCGCGAAGGAUUCCUUGCGGAGUCAAUUCGUCAGCUCCUGGAGAGAGGUCAUGUGUGUGUGGACUUCGAAUCCUGUUCCUUGCCUCCUGAAUCUAGUUCCAAGCCUUGUCCUCGUCUCACGGAUUUACCACAGAUCUUGUUCCAUGCUUCAAGUUGCUUUGCCUUUAGCCACAGCUCCAGCCACGUUCCAAGUAACUUUCAGCCUUGUGUCAAGCUUCAUUGGAUUCAAGACUUUUGCUGUUUUCCCAACGCUUUGCUUGGCAAAGCGUGUGUUGCGGUUAUUGGAUUAUAAUCUUUGGACUCUAAUAUUUCAUAUUGGACAAUAAUCUGCUGGACUAUAUUUGGCCUCAUUUGAAAGGUCUGCUUCUGAACUUUAUUCUACACUUGUUUUUAUUGACUUUAUAUAUUCCUUUAAUAAAGAUAUUAGAUAGAAUCUGGCCUCAGUGUAUGGUUAUUGGUGCCCAGCAGCCUAGAUCCUGACACCUUGUAUCAUGCUUUUUUAUACAUAUAAUCAUGUUUUUUACAUAUGUAAUAUCACGUUCCUUUGACAUCUGUAAUUGCCUUAUAUCAUAUUUUAUAUUGUGUUUUAUAUAUGCAGUUACUUUACAUGUUUCUUUUAUGUAUGGAUGUAUAAUUUUUACAUGUUUAAUUAUAUUAUUUGCAACUAUAAUUGCCUAAUAUCAUGCUUCUUUUAUAUAUGCAAUGACAUCAUGUUUAUUUAACGUAUAUAAGUGCCUUAUAUCAUGUCCGGGUUAUCAUGUGUGUCUCCAGAGGGAUGCAGCCCUAUCCUUUGCAGGGAAAAUAUAGAAAUAUCUUCUAAAUGGCUACUGUCUAGAAUUUUGUUUUGUAAAGAAAGGAAAAGUUUAUAUGCUAUUGGAAAGAAAGAUACUAUUUUAUGUUUAAAUUUUGGAAAGGAAUAGAAUUGGUUAUUAUUACUGUGGUCUAACCUUCAAUUGUUUGCAAGUUGUUCUAAAGUUUGGAUCGUAGAGUUUAAUAAACAGAGUUUAUGGUUUUGGCAUCAAAACUGUUCAUGUUGUGCUUAAAUGGGAUUGAAUUUUCUUUAAUUUGUGGCCCAUAAUAGGCUGGUUAUAAGCCUGAUCUGGAAGGCAGCCAAGGCAAAGACCAUUGAGCUGCUGAACUUGCAGACUGAAAGGUCCCAGGUUCAAAUCCCGGGAGCAGAGUGAGCGCCCGCUGUUAGCUCCAGCUUCUGCCAACCUAGCAGCUUGAAAACAUGCCAAUGUGAGUAGAUGAAUAGGUACCGCUGUGGCGGGAAGGUAAUGGCACUCCAUGUAGUCAUGCCGACCACAUGACCUUGGAGGUGUCUAUGGACAACACUGGCUCUUGGGCUUAGAAAUGGAGGUGAGCACAACCCCCAGAGUCAGACAUGACUGAACUUAACGUCAAGGGAUACCUUUACACACACACACAUAUGCAGGGACUACACCAAUUUAACAAAGUUUCAGCCACAAAAACAAAGUUUCUAAAGUAGAGCAAUGACUUUCACAGUAAAGACAACCCAAUUUAACAGGAAAUAAGACUUUCAAACCAGGAACAGAUUUCUGCAAUUAUUAAAAAAUGGUUUAUUAUAAAAGCUAUGAAAAUUUGCCAAAAAUCAGAGGAUAAGGGAAACGUUCCACAUUUUGGUGAGCUAUCAGUGUUAAAUGUGUUCUACCACUGUACCAAGUUUGAAGAAGAUCACUCAAAAAAUGAGGGCGGGAGAGCCCCCUAAGUCCCCCCCCCUUCGGGCUGUUUUUGGGCCACCGCGCAUGCGCGU
This is a messenger RNA of Anolis carolinensis (green anole), 4491 nucleotides long. Its product is annotated as nanos homolog 2-like. Gene Ontology annotation, molecular function: mRNA binding; zinc ion binding. Bases 1442 to 2077 code for a protein of 211 amino acids. The transcript has a single exon. Gene Ontology annotation, cellular component: perinuclear region of cytoplasm. Gene Ontology annotation, biological process: oogenesis; negative regulation of translation. Lineage: Eukaryota; Metazoa; Chordata; Lepidosauria; Squamata; Anolidae. The record is from RefSeq and is a predicted model, not a curated record.